Molecule: messenger RNA, 2045 nt
Organism: Nerophis lumbriciformis (worm pipefish)
Lineage: Eukaryota; Metazoa; Chordata; Actinopteri; Syngnathiformes; Syngnathidae
Gene: bcl2l13
Product: BCL2 like 13
Biological process (GO): regulation of apoptotic process; apoptotic process
Cellular component (GO): mitochondrion; membrane
Source: RefSeq, a predicted model, not a curated record
UUCAAAACAAAACACACACGCAACAUGCCUCGUUGAAAAGAAGGACAGCGAAGGGUUGGCGCGACGUUAAGCUCCAUUUUGAGAUAUAAAAGACCAAUGCAAUAUGGCUUUCUUUAAUUGUCUGUUAUGACGUAAUUGGUCCCACGUAUGGUUUUAGUUUGAAGGCUAAAAGACCAAAACUGCUUUUCCAUCCUCGCUAGCUUGUUUCGUGUAGCUCCCAGCGCACACUGGCUGCAGUGGCGUCUCCCUUUCGUGCUAACACGUUAAAGCUGCAGGACUGUUGCCCCCUUCCCCUUCGGCCUUCGUUUGUCAGCACCUGGCUGCCUUUAUUCAAGGACGGUAGGUGGAGUGACUGUAAGAUCAUAUGUGCCUACGAGUGUGACACGCCUCUGAUCAAUGGCUACCUCAGGCUCCACCCCUCUUCCUACACCUGCCACUGUGCCUGAGGAUUUCCAUUAUGAGACCAAGUACAUUGUGCUCAGCUACCUGGGACGGCUUCCUGGUGGUAGACCACAAUCAGCUGAAGGAGAACCCACAAGCAUAGUUAAAGAGCAGAUAGAAGGAGAGCUGAAACGACUAGAAGAGGAAGUUGCCGCUUCCUUUUCCAGCACGGGUUUUGACUGCCGUGCAUCACUGGUGUUCAGCCCAGCCAACCCUGACAUGGCAAUCGAAGACUGUCUCGCUGAGCUGGGAGAGCGCAUGGUCCGUGAGCUGGACACACACCUGAAAGCAGCCGUUCACACACUUCUAUCAGGAUCUUUGGAGUACGAGACAUUCCGAGAUGCAACACUGGACCUGUCAACACACACACAAGGAGCGUGGAGCAAAGUUCUGGUGCCUUUGGUGUUGCUUCAGGCUUUACAAAACCAAGGUCAGUCCCUGGUAAAUCUGCUGCAUCUUGGAGUGCGCUUCCUGGAGGAGGCUCACGGGGAAUACAUCAUCCAACAUGGGGGAUAUGGUGAAAUAUUUGGACUGGGUUCAGAAGAGGAGCAGAGCGUUGCCAUCGCUGAAGACAGCAACGACAUCUACAUCCUGUCGGGGGAUCAAGCGCCUGAUCAGCUGAGCCCUCCGUCGUCUCUGCUGUGCACGGGCGACAACAGCAGCGGGCUCAGCUCCUGGCAGACAGAGAGCUUACCCGUGUCGCUGGCCGGCCACGAGUCGUGGGCGCAGGUGUGCGCGAUGGACCCCGAGGACAUCAAGAGCCUGGACAGCAACGAGGGCGCGGCUCUGGCCGAGGAGCGCAGCGAGAACAACUCCUCCAACUCGGACAUCGUCCACGUGGAGCGCGAGGAAGCCGAGCUGCUGGACGAAGGCGGAGCCAUAGAGGAGAGCAUGAUGAGCGUUUUAGGUACGGAGAGCGAGCUCGCUCAGCUCCGGGAGGAAAUUAGUAGCCAGAUGACCGCAGCUCCUGCGACGUCAGAGGUAGAAUCCGCAGCACCUGCCUCUCUGAUCUCUCUAGAAGAACCUGUCGUUGUCUUAGAGACGUCAACAGAACCUUCCCUCAUCUCUAUAGAACCACAGCUUCCUCCUCCGGUCCUGGAAGCCUUUGCUCCCCCUCCGGAACCUGCAGCACCGUUACCCGUUCCUGCAGUAGAACCAGAGCCUGAGCCAAAAUGGCUGUCUACUGAGGGUAUGCCCCCAUCCCCAGCAGCGUCCACAGAUCCUGAAGCACACUUGGAGCCAGUAAGAUUGCCCACUCUGCAGGAGCCAGAGUCCGCGAGCGAGUCGGAGGUACCUGCCGCACAGGUCGCCACCGAGGAGACCGAGGCGCAGCCAGACCCAGCGUCAGAGCUCCAGGUUCUGCUCUGUGGAGGAGCAACCCUGGUGCUCCUUGCUGCCGUCAUGGCGUACGGUGUCAUCAGAUACAAGAGGAAGUAGUAUAGACGUAGUUCCUUCUCGGGGGGUUAGUGUACGCGUGAAAGGAUGUUACGCUAGAAAUCCAAGUACUUAGUUCACUGAAGAUUGCAGGGGGGCUGCUUUUGAAGGUCUCCAGUCCAGGACAAUGCCUCUCACUUGAACCUUGACCUCUCCUCAUCCACAUCCUU